CAACUCCCCCUAUUAACAUUUGAACGAAUUCCACGUAAAUUCCCGCCACAAGUUGACAAGUGUGCUCUGUAUUUAUAACAACAAUUAACUAUUUAUUUACUAAUUACUAUCUGUCAUAGUUAAUUAAUAAUAAAUAAUUAAUCAACAUCAUAAAAAAAAUAAUUAAAAUUAUUAAAUUAUUAGCAAGAAAACCGCGCAGUAUUUAAAUGUCUUCUAACCUCAAAAAAUAAAUAAAGUGCCUUAAAAUAAAUAAUAAAUAAUAAAUAAUUAAUAAUAAUAGUUAAUUAAUAGAUAAAUAAAAAACAAUGGCGGCCAAUAAAAAAAAACCACGUAAAGCCAAUGGAUACAAAAUGCCAGAUCCAAUACGCGAGGGUGAAAUUCUACAGGAUUUAAAUAAAAAUCAAUGGAUCCUUGGUAAAUCAAUCGGAACUGGUGGAUUUGGUGAAAUAUAUUCAGCGUCACCUUAUGGUAAGUCAUCAUCAAAGUCAUAUAAUUCAGUAAUUAAAAUAGAACCACAUGGUAAUGGUCCAUUAUUUGUUGAAAUGCAUUUUUAUAUGAGAAAUUCAAAGCCAGAUGACAUUGAGUCUUGGCGUAGUAAAAAAAAAUUAUCUCAUUUGGGUAUGCCGAAAUUUUUGGGAUCUGGUUCACAUGAAUAUCAGUCACAGCGUUAUCGUUUUUUGGUAAUGGAACGUUAUGGUAAAGAUUUAUGGAAAUUAUUUAUUGAAAAUGGACGUAAAUUUUCAUUGCCAAUGGUAGUUAAUUAUUCAUUACAAAUAAUCGACGUCCUGGAGUAUAUUCACAGUCGUACAUACGUACACGCUGAUAUUAAGGGAGCAAAUUUAUUGAUGGACUUGAAAGAUGACUCACGAAUUUAUCUAGUCGAUUUUGGUCUUGCGUCUCAUUAUACGAGUAAGGAUUUUAAAAUUGAUCCUAAGAAAGCUCAUAAUGGAACUAUUGAGUACACAAGUCGUGAUGCUCAUGCUGGGGUUCCAACAAUGAGAGGAGAUUUUGAGAUCUUGCUGUAUAAUGUCAUUCAGUGGCUGUGCGGAAAGCUGCCGUGGGAAGGAAUUUUGAAAGAUUGCUCGGCAGUUCAGAGAGCGAAAGAAAAAGCUUUUGAGGAUAUUGAUACGUUCUUGGGUGAGAUGUUUAGUAAGGAGGUUCCAGGUUUUGUUAAAGAUUUCAUGAAAUUCGUUGAAAACUUAAAGUUUAAUGAGGCGCCGGAUUAUAAUAAGUGCAGAGAAAUUUUUGAGGUCGGAAAAAGUUUAAAAGGAAAGGCUAAUGGAGUUAAAGUCGAGAAGAAAAAAAAGAAGGAUACGGUUGAAGAAAUCAAAGAAGAAGUGGUAAAGAAAAGAGAAAGAGUCAGAACACCUAAGCAGGAAAAAAAAGUCCAAGUGACUACGCCGAGAAGAAAAAGUCCUAGAGUUAAACCCCAAGUGUCUUUGGAUGACAGCACUGUAGGAAUUGUUGUUGAUAGAAAAAGAGAAAAGCUUAAAGAUGUUAAGGCUAUGAUUGAAGCUAUGGAUGAUGAUUCUGAUACUGAAUAUGAUGUUAUGAUUACCAAAAAGAAGAAGGUUGAGAAGAAAGGAAGAAAGAUCAAGAAGUCGACGGAUUCUGGGGAUGAAUCAGAAGCUGAGGUCAUGCCAAGAGGUACCAAAUCCCGACAAGCAAAAAUAUCCAAGCUGAGUCGUCAAGUAGCCGCAGAUUCUGAUGAAGAUAUGUUUGAUUAAUUUUAAAUAAAAAUCUUGUUUUUUACGAUUAAAAAAAAAUUACAUUUUUUCUAAACUUAUCCAAUAAUUUAUUUAAUACACUUAUAAAUAAAUUUUUAUACAUGGACUUAAUUAUUAUAAUGAACCUUGGAAUCACUUCUUUAAUCUCUGAGCUUGGGGUGCACUGAUCUUGACCUUUCCUGGAAUAUUUCUGGCCACAACUUCAUCCUUCACUGCCUUCAGCAAAUCUUUCUCCCUCGCAGUUGUAGAUUUAUCUUUCAAAAACAUCGCCAGUGCGGUUUUAGCAGCCUUUCCUCUUUUUCCCGUUCCUGGCAUCAACUUAACCUUGAACUUGUAAUUCAGGACAGUAGAAUAAGGCGCAAUAACCGGUACAGCAAAGAGCAAUUCGUCUUCAUCAAUAGGCUUGCCAGUAAACUGAUCAAGCAUAUCCAAUUCAGGAGCUGGUCCAACAUCUUCAUCAUCAUCUUCACCUCCCUCGGGAACUGGUCUAGGAGCUGGAGCUUUACCUCCUUUUUUCUUCUGCUGAUUUUUAUCAAGAUUAACAUUCUUCUUUUUUCUAUUUCUCUUUUCUUCUCUUGCUGGAUUAGGUUUCAUCAUCUCCAUUAUUAUUCUUCUGUCCUCCUCAUCCUGGUCCUUAUAUUUUUCUUUUAUUUUCUUCAAUUUAGCUUUCUGUCCUCGUUUCAAUUUUGCCGGUUCCUGUUUUACUGGUUCGAUUUUAUUUUCUGGUUUUGUUAAAUCUCUAGUAACAUCAAGAUCUUGCCGGUUCUCUGUCAACCUCUGAUUAGCUUUUGGUUUUAUUUUCAAAGAAUGCUUUACAAUAACAGGUUUGUCAUCACCUAAAUACACAAUUUCUUCUUCCGGCUCCAAAGGUCUUUUAUUAUCAAUCAGUAACUUAACUUUAGAUCCAGUUAAAUCCAAUUUUAUCUGCGUAUCAGGAAAUAAUGAUUCAUCAUCUGACUCAGAAUCAUCUUCAUCAAUAGCUUCCAAUACUUUAGUAUCAGAGCUUCCUUCUUCUUUACCGGCAGUAUCUGCAUUAACGUCAUCUUCUUUGCCAUCAGAGUCGUUAU
Molecule: messenger RNA, 2794 nt
Organism: Microplitis mediator
Lineage: Eukaryota; Metazoa; Arthropoda; Insecta; Hymenoptera; Braconidae
Product: serine/threonine-protein kinase VRK1-like
Exons: 2
Coding region: 306-1727 (473 amino acids)
Biological process (GO): peptidyl-serine phosphorylation; signal transduction
Cellular component (GO): cytoplasm; nucleus
Molecular function (GO): ATP binding; protein serine/threonine kinase activity
Source: RefSeq, a predicted model, not a curated record